This is a messenger RNA of Numida meleagris (helmeted guineafowl), 9440 nucleotides long. RefSeq names its product FERM domain containing 7 (gene FRMD7). Gene Ontology annotation, molecular function: cytoskeletal protein binding; guanyl-nucleotide exchange factor activity. The record is from RefSeq and is a predicted model, not a curated record. Gene Ontology annotation, cellular component: cytoskeleton. The transcript is spliced from 12 exons. Bases 5991 to 8072 code for a protein of 693 amino acids. NCBI's taxonomy places the organism in Eukaryota, Metazoa, Chordata, Aves, Galliformes, Numididae.
UUUUCAUGCAGGCAUUCCUGUGCGUGCAGGUGGUGAUGGCUGCUGCUCCUGCUGCUGUCUUAUUGUGUCUCUGUAGCUGCUGUCCCCCGUGCUAACCCUGAGCUGGCCUCUCCACCGCGCUGACUGAUGGGCACGCUUGGAGCUCUGCCUCGGAGAGGCAGAAGAUUUCUCUCGGAAACCUUUCAGCUGAGAGUGCUGUUUGCUGGCUGCUCAAUGCUCGGUGAAAGCCUUACAUUUGCGAAGUCGGUGACUGAGUCAUCCAGGCCCUGUAACAAAAAGCGUGUCUUCCUCAGAACGUGUGGUCUUGGUGCUUGACCUUUUGUAUUGCUUUUGUAAGUGAAGACGUGUAUUAAUGUAAAUGUGUUUUAAGCUUAAAAACAGCCUUACUGACUUUGCAGCACUUCUGGCUGUGUAGGCAGGCACUGUCACCUCCCGGACUCUAUGCCCCUCCUCCUGGUAGAACAGCGUGAGCCUUAUCUGGUUGGUAGGUUUCCACUUCCUCUCUGAGAUGUGGAAAUCAUUUCCAUCUCAAAGCAGAAUGACAGAGAGGAAGGGCAGGCUCCCAUCCCCAGUCAGCCUGCAGUAAAUGAGUGCUUUCUCCAGGCUGUUGUGACCGGCAUCGCCGUGUCAGUGAGCGUGCCCGUGAGCGUGCCCGCUGACAAAGACCGCUGUGCUUUGAGAUGUAGCUGCUUGGUUGCUCACUGUCUGUCUGAUUUCUCAUGCAGUUUAAAAAAAAACAAAAAGAAAUCAUCACUGAACAAUAAUAUUCCUGCUCCUUGAGGCACUGAGCUGCUUCCAGUCCGGACUGAGACCUGUGUGUCAAUGCAGCCAGGAGGUCCCGGAGCCCUCAGCUCUCCACUUUGUGCAGUCAUCAGGGAUGGGGGCUUAAGGAGCAGUGGGAGCGUUGUGUGUAAGGCCGUUCUAUUUCCAAGGUCUUGGUGCUGGGAGUCAGCUCAGCUGCUGCUGCACUAAGUGUCCAGCGGGGUCUUUUGCAAGAUGGGCGUGACAGCGUUGUGUUGCUGUAAGCCUGGCUUAGAGGGCUGCAGAGGUGGGGCUUCACAGCCAGCUUUGUCUUCUGUUUAACAGUUCCUGCUACCAAAGUGCACGUGCUGUGCAGAAAGCCAUCCCCCCGUCCUGCUCCUCGCACAGGUUUGGCCCCAGCCGUGUGCGAGCAGCACUCACGCAGGCUCAGAGGAAUGUUCUUCCCCAUCCCGCAUGGCACCGGGGCACAGAGAUGAAUUGCUGACGAGGGCAGAGCUGGCCUCGAUGCUGGGUGUGAAGCAGCAGCCCCAGGAGGAAGUGCCGCAGGUCCCCGCGUGGGUGGGGUGCGAGGUGCGAGCUCUUAUCUGCCCCAAUCGGCUUUGCUGUAAUGACAGCUCUGAGCUAGGUGCGAGUGUCUAGCCUUAAUUAAAAUGAGAUAUUGCUUCUAAAACAACGUACCUUGGCCGGCGUGAGUUCUCUGUGCUGGCAGCUCAGCAGUCCCCGGGCGCUGGUGCGUGCUGCAGCUCAGGCUGGGAGGGCAUGGCCCUGUGCUCUGCGCAGUGUGGAAGUGAAAUCGUUGGCUUCUUAAAAAUCACUGUUAUUUUAAAAGUAGCCGUUUUGAGCUCUGCCCGGUCCAUACAGCUGCAAGGAGCAGAGGAGGUGAACUUCCAGCUGUAAAUCAGCAACAGCAGCGCUCGAUUCAAAGGUCAAAUCCUACUGUAGUUAUUUGUUGGCUCUGGUGAGGGCAGCAUUGAGCUGAUAAUAGCUUUGCUGGCAGCGAUGUUACAGUUCAAUUCUGGGAAUGUGGCGGGUGAAAUGCAUUGCUCUUCACAGAACCUGUGUAUUUAGCAUGGAAUCGAUGUUCACAAGUUGCCUCUGGUCCUGUCUCAAAGCAGUGGUUCUCCUCGAGCUCUGCAAAAAUCUGGAGCUAACUGCGAUAUUUGAUGGGGAAGAGUCUCUUGCGUUGCAGGCACCUGAACUAAUCCUCACUGAAGGGCAGUGUGUGCUUCUAAUGUCUGGUUUGUGAUGUGCCUGUGUCCUUGGUGUUCUGCUGCUUUGCUCUGAGUGCACUUUCUAACAGUGACUUACUUCCCACAAGUCGCAUUUCCACUGAUGAAGCUUGCAUGAGGCUUGAGGCUCUGAGGCCUCGCUGGCUGCUGGGUAACGCCAUGCUCGACGUUCUUGCAUCAGAAGAACAACAUCAAUUGUAGCGUUUCCCUCCUGGAGUAUAAAGUGAAGCCUGCAUUAAGGCCUGCAGGGCGCUUAGACUUACUGCAGUCAGUGCACUGACAUACACUGGUUUUGAUGUUGCACUUCUUGAAAGUAAAUAAGUGGGCUAGAACCUACAAAUGAAUGCUGAAUUUUACUCAGAUUUAUGAAAAGCAUUGGUGCCUUUCGUACAUUUGUGACAUUACGUACAAGUGAUUGAGUCGGCUUACGCUUAUAUACUACUAAUAAUUAAUAUAUGAUCACAGCGAUUCAAACUGCUUUCUGCCUUGGAAUCAGAUUGAUCCUGUGGGCCCAGAAAAGAGAAAAUAUGUUUGCAGCUUGUGACAUUCCUUAAGGGCUGCUUGUCCUUUUGGGAACUGACAGAUGGGAUCAUGAAUUGUCAGCCUGGGAUUCAUCCUUCCUCUGUAUCAGACCGUAGGCACUGAUUCUUAAAUGCAAACUAGCAAUGUCCAUGAUCACUGUGGGAAAGCAAGAAGAAAGAAGCUGAAUUUUUUGGUAAAGCUGCUCUAUGUUGGAAAUGAGAGAAGAGCUCUCAGGGUGGCUGAUGUGCUUGGGGUGAUCUGCUUUUGGAGGUGGUGGAGGAUUUUGAAGACAACAGUGGAUGAGCAUUGGUUGGAUGAAGGAGAGUGUGUGGUGUGCUGUGUGAGGGCUCUCCAAGGUGCCCUGUAGUUUUAAAAUAGGUUUGAAUAAGGAUUUUAGCUUCAGGGCCUGUCCCGGGGUCAGGCUGUGCUUGGAAACGUGUUGGAGUCUGGCUCCCGUUGGGGAAAUGUCUGUUAGUUACCUCUCUGAACGUGCGUUUUAACUACGACGGCUGUUUCUCACCUGUUAGCACACUAUCUGAAUUGUUUUGUAUGGGGCCAAAAUGACUAAUUUAGAAGGGUUUUACCAACAUACCCCUGAAACCUUUUGCCAGUCAUGAUGUAGGAACGUUGCCUGUUCUUUGAAUUAUGUCUGCCUUGCAGCAAGCAUGCUCUGCCAGAAGGGCCUGGAAGAGGAUCCAUGGGUCAGGGGUUGCCUUGGAUCGCUAUAAAGGCAGCAAGCUCCCAGCUUCAGAUGGAUGCUGCUCCGCUGUCUUCUCCUUCCUGCUGCAAAGAAUGACUUUCACUCAACUUCAGCUCUGCUUUAAGGUGUAUACUUGGAAGUUGGUGGUCCUCGAUGAGACUGAUAGGGGUCUUUAAAGGAAGGAUGAAAGUAAAGGAAGAGAGCAGGAGGUGGUUGUCUUGAGCCAAGAGGGAAACCACGUCUGUCAUGACAGUAAGCAGUGUAGUUCCUUAGAAGUUCAUCCCUUCCUCUAGGACUCAUUCUCUUCUCCCAGCGUUGGAGAGUGCUCAGCAGAGGCUUCCUCCAUCCUGGCCUUUAAUUCCCUGCUGAGAGUUGCUGCCGCUUGCAGUCUCGUAACUCUUUUGCCAGAGCAAUGUGAGCAGGGAGCAGGCGCUGCCCAGCUGUCACUCAGGGUUCUGCAGCGUAGUACCUGGAUGGUGAAAUCAGUAUGAGCUCCUAGCUGGGGUCUGACGUUUUUUGCCUUGGGGCAUGAGGUGGGAAAGCUCUGCACAGGACUUGGAGAGCCGUAGGGAAGGGGUUGAUGGGUUCAUCUGAGAGUGCUCCAGAGGACAGAGCCUGGGCAGCGCAGCCUCCUGGCAGCAGUACUGACUGCAGGUAAGCUUCCACUGCUCUGCCUUGCUGGGGUGGGGCUGUGCGGGUGGACCAGGAAGAGUUCGUGCUCGGUGCAAACUGAGGACAGUCUGGCCAAGUCCUGGGGUUUUUCUGCUGCUACAUAAGAUGUAGGGAGCUGCUUCCUGCUAGCUAGAAAUGACUGAAUGCUGAACGAUGCCUGAGUCUAUAGAGGCGUCUGUGCUCCUUUGGCUUGAGAGAUUCACGAGGCUUUGCUUUUUUCUGUACAAAUUGCUUUCUUGUGUCUUGGAAGUGAUCUGUUAGAAUUAAACAUCACCGAGGGCUUUUUCUGUAGCUGCGUCCACAAGAGAUAAUGUCAUAUUCUGAAUAACAGCAGAGUUGGGCUAUUCAGGUUUCUUACAUAUCACCUCCAUUUGCUUAAAGCGAAUGUCUUCUUCGCUGCCUGAUAGCACUUCUUGCGUGGCACGUGAAAUCUGGAGGGAAAAAAGCCAACAGAGAGCCAGCACUGUGCGUCAGUGCACGAUGGGCGGUGGCACCACGGUGCUGAAGUGCUCAUCCCUGCAGACACCCAGGGUCGGGCUGGAAGCGCCUGGUGGAGCUGUGGGUGCCCCUGCUCAGCGCAGGGAGCUGGACCAGGUGGCCUUGCAGGGUUCCUGCCCGCUCCAGCGAUGCUGUGAUUUAAACCCGGUUGCCACCCGCACCUCCUUGUUGUUGGCCACAGCCACGAGAGGGAGCCUGGCUGCGAGCAGCUGCUCCUCCCCGCGGCUGGGCACGGCGCUGUGCGGGUGGGGGUCAGAGGAUAAACGGGCAGACUGGAGGGAGAAGUGUGGCUGCAGUGUCACCUUCUGGUGGCGAAGCACAGGUGGCUCCGAGAAGCCUGAGCCUGCCCCCAAAGCACGGAAUUAACAAUGCGACCGCUUCCAUUUCCCCAGCGAUGACUUCUGAGUAAUAAACCCAGUGAUGUCAGACUGGUUUGCUGAUGCUGAGCAAGUGAAAUUUGAUGGAAAUGCGAACGCAUCGUUAUUAUAUUCAAUAAAUAGGAUGGUUCUGGGUCAGAGGUUUCAGGAAGGGCAGAACUUUUGGCUGAGUCAACUGAGAUACGCUCGAAACAAAAUGACCUGUGAAGUCAAUGAAAAAUAAUUGUCCUUGUUAAAGAGUUAAGGAUCUUCUCUUAGUCAGGGCCGGCUGCUGGUGCUUUUCUGAGAACAGUCUGUCUGAGAACUGUCAGACCUCUGCACCAUCUUUCCUCAACAACAGAUUGAUGUUGUGUUUAUGUAUAACAGCACUCAGCAGCCGUGUGCUGAGUUAGCCCGGAGUCAAGCUUUCCUUUUGCUUCCUCUUUUUUCCCCGGCCCACACGGGUCCCCAGCUGCCACCAGCGGCAAUCCAGGAACUGACAGUCUAGGAAUCCUGCCCUGGCACUGGGAAGGUCCUUGCUGGCAGGAGGUGGCUGUGCUCGCACUCAGGGUCAGCACUGCAGCAGCAGGGAUUUGCCCGGACCUCCUGCCCCAGUUCCCUGCCUCGUAGUUAUGGGGUCCUGGCUCAUGUGCCUGGGACACAACUCAGAGCUUUUAUGUGAUUUUGGGUGGUACAGGGGGUACGCCCCAAGGUCUACUCUGCCUCCCCACAAAGGGCUCCUGCAGGGUUUGAUUCACCACGAAGCAUUUUGGGGGCUCGGAUGAAACCCCCGGUGCUGCUGGCUGGCUGGUCCCUUGCAGAGCAGCAGAGCAAAGCACGGUGCUGCUCACUGCUCAGCCGCCUUCAUGGCAGAACCACCCUGCCCUUCCUCCUGACCCUGCUGCGUGACACCUGCCCUCGCUUUGCCCUCCCAUUUCUCACCAGUAUCCGUAAAACUCCGCGUUAUCAGCCUCUGUGCCAGCCCCAUCAGCGCUCACCGCGCAGCGUCGGUGCUCAGCCUUCUCCCUUAGCAAUAGAAGCACGGUUCACAGGGGGAAGUACCCUCCAGCGCAGCGAUGCCGCUCAGCCCACUCCCAGGCGUUCCGUGCCCUUGCUGCAGCCCCCCCUGCCCAUCUGCACGUGCAGCCCAGCACCCAGCUGUGGGGAGGACGCAGCGUGAGCGAGCACAGGAGGCUCUCUGCCCUGCACGCCACUCACAGCAAUAGGGCUCCGUGCCCGCCCGGCUCCAGGAUGCUGCAUCUGAAGGUCCAGUUCCUGGAUGACUCCCAGAAGAUCUUUGUAGUGGAUCAAAAGUCCUGCGGGAAGGGGCUGUUCAACCUCACCUGCAGCCACCUCAACCUGGCAGAGAAGGAAUACUUCGGGCUGGAGUUCUGCAGCCAGGCCGGGAACCACGUCUGGCUGGAGCUGCUAAAGCCCAUAACAAAGCAAAUCAAAAAUCCUAAGGAGGUUCUUUUCAAAUUUAUGGUGAAAUUUUUCCCAGUGGACCCCGGCCACCUGCGAGAGGAGCUGACGAGGUACCUCUUCACCCUGCAGAUCAAGAAGGACCUGGCGCUGGCAAGGCUGCCCUGCAGCGACAAGAGCGCGGCGCUGCUCGUCUCCCACCUGCUGCAGUCCGAACUGGGCGACUUCCAUGAGGAGACAGACCAGCAGCACCUGGCCACACACAGGUACCUGCCCAACCAGGAGUACCUGGACAACAAGAUCAUGCACUACCACCGGCGGCACAGGGGGAAGACGCCGGCUGAGUCAGAUGCUCAGCUGCUGGAUGUGGCCAGGAAGCUGGAGAUGUACGGGAUUCGCCCGCACCCUGCCAGCGACGGCGAGGGGACGCAGAUCAACCUGGCGGUGACGCACAUGGGGGUGCUGGUCCUGCGGGGCAAUACGAAGAUUAACACAUUCAACUGGUCCAAAAUUCGCAAACUGAGUUUCAAGAGGAAGCAUUUUCUCAUCAAGCUCCAUGCAAACAUUGCCACUCUGUGCAAGGACACACUGGAGUUCACCAUGGCGAGCAGGGAUGCCUGCAAGGCUUUCUGGAAGACGUGUGUUGAGUACCAUGCCUUCUUCCGACUCUCUGAGGAGCCCAAGUCAAAGCCCAAAGCCCUUCUGUGCAGCAAGGGCUCAAGUUUCCGCUAUAGUGGGAGGACACAGAGGCAGCUGCUGGAGCAUGGGAGGAAGGCAAAGAGGAAGAGCUUACCCUUUGAGAGGAAGCACUACGCAUCCCACUAUGAUGAGAGGCAGUGCCGCUCCUCCCCGGACCUCCUGACAGAUGUGUCCAAGCAGGUGGAGGAGCUGCGGUUGGCCUACGGAAGCUGUGGCUCCUUCCGCACCGCCAGCGGGGUGCACACCUCCGAGCCCACGCUGGACAGCUGCCACAGCGGAUCUGCCACAGAGAUAAUGUCUGCUGCUGAGCUGCAGUGCUCCAAGCCUGAAGCGGCCCCCACAUUCCUGCCCCACUCCAAGAGCAGCUCUGCCUUCCCCCUGCUCUACACCCAGCUGGAGCUGGAGCGGGCGUGGGAGCCCGCCGACCCCUUUGGCAGCAGGAACCCCUUGACGUCCUUUCGGCCUCACCACAAGUUUGCUGGGAGCAGCAGAAGCCCCUCGGUGGGCAACAUGCGGGAGGUCAGCACCAGGCCGCUGGUGUACAUGGACGUGCCGUGCCCUCCCCUGCCACCGGCCCCACAGGUCCUCUUCUACAUGGACAGGCCCCCACCACCCCCGUGCCACAUGCCCAGCGAGGAGGCGGGGGAAGCGGCUGGUAGGUGCAUCCCCAUGGCCACAAAAACGGCCAAGUGGGGCCCCAGCAGCACCUGGACGGGGGAACCGCAGCACGAGGCCUCGCACAGGGCUGUGAGCACCGGCCUGGGCCCAGAGAGGGAGAGCAGGCCCCUGGCUCGCUCCUUUGAUUACGGCCUUCAGGAGCAGCCACCCAAGCGCUCCUGGAGCCAGUCGGACAUGAAGGCCAUCCGCUUCCCCUACAGCUCCGAGUUCAGGCCCCUGGGCCCGUGCCCGGCUCUGAGCAGCCGGAAGGCCGGCGUGCUGCGGCAUGCACUGGCCCAGCAGGGCCCGGUGCCAGGGCUGCGGCGUGCUGCCGAGCGCUACGUGGGCAGCAGCACCGAGUCCAGCGACUCUGACUCUGACUUCCUGGCCGCCGACUACUGCUCCCUGUAUGGCAGAGUGCUGCGGGCACCCAGGGCCCGUGUGCGCCUGUCCUCAGGCAGCCUGCAGCUGGAGGAGGAGGAUGAAGAGGUGUCCUUGGCCACCAGUGCUGCUGAAGAGAGGACUGCCAGGGGGGCCUCCAGGUAUUUCACAUAGGUGCCUCAUGCCUGCCACCAGGAGAGGCCAGGCAGAGCCAAGCCCCCGGAAGGAUCGUGGUCCUCCUUGCUGUUUGUGAAACAAGGUGGUGGGCUCGUGUUGUGUGAGUGAUCUUAGCUGUAGAGGAUGUGUAAGCAGAUAGCUGAGGGUGUUCAGAAAUACCCAGCUCCUGUGUCACACGAGGAAGCUGUCACGUCGCUGUCACAUCUCUGGCACGAGGCUGUUUCCAUGCCGGGAUCCAACACCAGGUAGAACGGCUAGGGCUCUCCUAAAGCCCCACAGACACCACCUCCAGUCCUUGCAAGGCUGGCUCAGACCUCAGCCCCUGCUGGCUUUAUCAGUACAGUAGGAGGGGAAAAGGAUAAAAAAAAAAUAAAAAGCAUCCCAUGGAAGUUCAUAAACAUCUUGUUUUCCCAGCCCCAGGAGGCACACUAGUGGGCAGGGGGUUUGAGGCCCCUUGAGCAAGGAGCAGCAUGGUCAGGGAGAUGCCCAUGCCCCAGCACGGAGCUCGUCUGCUACCUCACCUUGCAAUGAUGCUGCAGGGAGCACCCAACCCUUGAGAGCCAUUGCAUGUGUGAGGUGCUUCUUGUAACGCUCAGAGCCACGCAGGAAGCUUAGGACAUUACAUUUCCCUAAGAAACAGCACAGAGAGACUCAUCAGUCAUUUAGCAGCAUCCCACAAUGAGCUCUGGAAAGUGGGAUAGUGAAUUACAUUGCAUAGCCCCACCUUUCUCAAGCCUAUUUUUAUAUAUUUUUUUUAAAUUUAGGCUUGUUAGUUCCUGGCAGCAGCUCUAAUGCCCAGGCCCCUCACAGCCCUGCUCAUAUAUGGAGGAGCAAGGAAUGUAAAGGAAGCUCCUGGUGUCCCACAGCAGGCCUCAGUCUUUCAGUGUGAGGACAAACAGCUCGAGGUGGUAGGAAAUGAAGGGGCAGCUUGAGAGAGGCUACUGCCACCACGGUGUUUCUAAACUUUCCUAUUUGUUACUGCUCCUUGGAAAAGGAAUAAAAGGAACUUCCUAGAAGUUUUGGGGUUUUUUUGGUAAUAAAAAGACCAUUACCCUAAAACUACAGGUAAUCUACUCUGAAAACAGGAGAAGGAUGCAACCUCUGCAAGAUGUUAGAGAAGAUCUUAUUAAAAAUAAUAAUAAUAAAAAGUAGUAGGAACUCCAUAAGACUGUAGGACAUGACUGUGGGAUGGACAGUGUAUCUAUGGUUGAGAAGACAGUAAGAUACUAGGAUGGAUUUGAGGAACAAAGGAGCUGAAGCAAAGACAAAAUAGCUUAAAAUGUAAAAAGAACUAGGUUUAAUGGUUACUGCUUCACACUGUGUCUUUUGUUUUAGAAGCUGGACAAUAAAGGACAGCUGUUCACA